Cebus imitator (Panamanian white-faced capuchin) is the source of this 3688-nucleotide messenger RNA. RefSeq names its product transmembrane protein adipocyte associated 1 (gene TPRA1). Gene Ontology annotation, molecular function: G protein-coupled receptor activity. The coding region runs from base 338 to 1459 and encodes 373 amino acids. Gene Ontology annotation, cellular component: plasma membrane. The transcript is spliced from 11 exons. The record is from RefSeq and is a predicted model, not a curated record. Lineage: Eukaryota; Metazoa; Chordata; Mammalia; Primates; Cebidae. Gene Ontology annotation, biological process: G protein-coupled receptor signaling pathway.
GGCCCUAGUGGUGCAGGAACUCAGGGACUGUGGGACACUGGCCGUUUUCGCGGUUUGGGCUGGACGGAAAGGACUGUCCUGCCCUCUUGGUCGCCGCUGUCGGGAAGGGCUGCAGAGUGUCUGCGAGCCCGGCGGCCCAGGAGCGGACCCCGCCUCGCCUUUCCUGUCUAGCCCCUAUUCCGCGGAGCCGGUCGCGCGCGUUUCUUGCGCGACGGUCCCCGGCUCGGGCCGCCUGGUCCGGCCCUGGAGGCCGGAGUCCCGCGGCCUGCGCCGGGUCGGUGCAUACCCAGCGGCGGCGGAUGGGCGGCCCGGGAUCUCAGGGCUGGCUGCUGGCAGGAUGGACACCCUGGAGGAGGCAACUUGGGCCAAUGGGAGCACAGCGCUGCCCCCACCCCUGGCACCAAACAUCAGUGUACCUCAUCGCUGCCUGCUACUGCUCUACGAAGACAUUGGCACCUCCAGGGUCCGGUACUGGGACCUCAUGCUGCUCAUCCCCAAUGUGCUCUUCCUCAUCUUCCUGCUCUGGAAGCUUCCAUCUGCUCGGGCCAAGAUCCGCAUCACCUCCAGCCCCAUUUUUAUCACCUUCUACAUUCUGGUGUUCGUGGUGGCGCUCGUAGGCAUUGCCCGCACCGUGGUGUCCAUGACGGUGAGCACAUCGGAUGCUGCAACUGUUGCUGAUAAGAUCCUGUGGGAGAUCACCCGCUUCUUCCUGCUGGCCAUCGAGCUGAGUGUGAUCAUCCUGGGCCUGGCCUUCGGCCACCUGGAGAGCAAGUCCAGCAUCAAGCGGGUGCUGGCCAUCACCACGGUGUUGUCCCUGGCCUAUUCCGUCACCCAGGGGACCCUGGAGAUCCUGUACCCUGAUGCCCAUCUCUCAGCUGAGGACUUUAACAUCUAUGGCCAUGGGGGCCGCCAGUUCUGGCUGGUCAGCUCCUGCUUCUUCUUCCUGGUCUACUCUCUGGUGGUCAUCCUCCCCAAGACCCCGCUGAAGGAGCGCAUUUCCCUGCCUUCUCGGAGGAGCUUCUAUGUGUAUGCGGGCAUCCUGGCGCUGCUCAACCUGCUACAGGGGCUGGGGAGUGUGCUGCUGUGCUUGGACAUCAUCGAGGGGCUCUGCUGUGUAGACACCACAACCUUCCUGUACUUCAGCUUCUUCGCUCCCCUAAUCUAUGUGGCCUUCCUCCGUGGCUUCUUCGGCUCGGAACCCAAGAUCCUCUUUUCCUACAAAUGCCAAGUGGAUGAGACAGAGGAGCCGGACGUACACCUACCCCAGCCCUAUGCUGUGGCCCGGCGGGAGGGCCUGGAGGCUGCAGGGGCUGCUGGGGCCUCAGCUGCCAGCUACUCGAGCACGCAGUUCGACUCUGCUGGCGGGAUGGCCUACCUGGACGACAUCGCUUCCAUGCCUUGCCACACUGGCAGCAUCAACAGCACGGACAGUGAGCGUUGGAAGGCCAUCAAUGCCUGAGAGUGGCUGUCAGAGCCUGCAGAGGACAGGCCAGAGAGGAGGCCAGAGGGCCCAGAGUCCCUGGGGGAGAAGGACCAGGUUGCGGGACCUUCUGUGGGCGGAAGCCCUGUGCAGCUCUGUUCCCACCGUGAGUCUGGAGGCCCCCGCCUCCCUGGGGCUCCUGAUCCCCUUUGCCAUCUCUGCUCUCACUGGGGACCCUCCUCCCCUUCUCACCUGCUGUCAUCCUGCUCAGCCACAUGGCCCAGGCUUUCCUUCCAGGGCCAUGCUUGGCAAGGCUGGCCAAGGGCACCCUCAUUCUCUGCACCCUUGGCACAAGGGCAGGGCUGGCUCUCCCAAUGCCUCCAUCCCAUCAUGCCUCCUCAAAGCCCAUCAUGGUGGAUGGACUGAAGUGUGUAUAUUUUCUUGAUCUAUUUUUUAAUAAAAAGGAAAAGGAACAGAAGGUGUUGAUGUGGAGGUUUAGCAGGAAUACCAAAACCUUUCGGAGGCUGGUUUCUCCUAGGAGCCUGAGGACUGGGUGAAGGGCUGGGAGGCUCAGGGGGCCUCUGUUUGCUCAACCAAGGAACAGUCCCCAGUAACCAAGCCCCAGGCUGGCUGCUGGGGAGGCAUAGAGAAACAGGAUCCCAGCCACCCCUGCUCCUGGGCUCAUCUGUCCGCCCGGGGGACAGACAUGAAGAGAGAGGAGAACUGUGUUUCUUCGAGCCAGCACCUGUCUCUGCUGUGUCGGAGACACACACUUUCCUUAGGCAGCUGCUUCCCUCUGCUCAGCUCCAGUAAAUCUCAGAAUGGACUUACCAUGCCGUCUGUAAAAUGGGGAGAAGACGAUCUGUCCUGCAGGGGCUUUUGUAAGGACUGGAAAACAGUAAGUGCAAGUGGCUGGCAUACUGUAAAGAACAAUAAGGGUGGCUCUUAUUUUUAGCCUCCAGAAUAGUGCUUGGUGUGUAGUAGACCCUCAGCAGACAGGAUGCAGGGAAUGAUGUUUGUCAUAAGGAUGGGUGUGGUUGGCUGAAAAUGUGAGUAAAUCAGAACAAAACACUGGGAUCAUGAGAUGUGAGUAGGGGAGAGAGCCCCGCGUAUCCCUGCCACUACCCUUGUACCUGAGUUUGGCUUUGAACUUUUUGGCAGCUGGAGUGAAAGGGAGUUGCUGCCAGUUAUGUAAUUCCCAGUGUUGGAGAGGAGGGUCCCACCCAGGACCCAGCCAACUGCAGGCUUCCUUCGGAGCCUGGGGAGGUCUCAGCCCCAGCUGUGAGGGCCAUGAGGGUCAGGCUAUUGCCUGUCUCCAAGAUUAGCCUUUUUUUGGUGUGGGGAAUGGGGUGCUGAGGGUACCAGUUCCAACACAGCUCAUGUCUGUGGGGCAACAUGUCAGGCGCGCUGGGAUCCAGGACCCGGAGGGUUGGUAGUGGGCAGGGCACUACCACCUUGGUGGUAUGGCCGGUGAGCUGAACUCCUGGGCUGCAGUGGGUACUGUAAGGUGCCCCUGAGUGGCACACUUUGCUGUGGCCUCUCAGCUCAUGUAAAAGCCUGGUAAUUUAGGGAAGGCAAGCUCACAGGGCAUGCUGAGUGGGGGUUGGGGGCCAAUGGGGAUUUGACCAUCAAAUCCACAUGCGGUCCAAGAUGGCAAAGAGUCAGCUGAGGUUUGCUGGGUGCAGUGAAAGAGCAGAGAGGCAUCAACAGAAGAAAGACCAUUUUUGUUCUGUUUUUAAGUUUGUUUUUUAAAAAUAGGCCAUAUAUGUACAUGGCAAAAAACAAAAAAAACAAAGGUUCAUGCCAUACAGGAGGGUAUUUGGUGGACGAUAAAUUUCCCUGUGUUGCACUGAGUUUCUCUGUUCCCCACCCCUGCGAAGCACCCAGGGUCUUCAUAACCUUCCAGAGCCAUCCCGCGUUCACACCAACGGUGUGUAUGUCAUCCUUAUUUCUGUAAUGUUAACGUUCUGUAGCUUGCUCCAAUGCAUCUUGGAGGUGAUUCCAUGUCAAGUAGAGGACGGCUUCACUCCUGAAGCUGCAUACAUAUGGAUAUAUGGCAAUUUAUAAACCAGUUCCCUUGGGUUGGACUUUUGUUUCUGAAAGAUUUUGCAACAACAAACAAGGCAACUUCAACAAUCCUUGUAAAUUUGCUUUGGUAACUCAUGCAAGUAGAAUUGCUGAAGCACACACUCUUAAUUAGUUUUAAUUACUCUUAUUAGUCUUCUGCAGAGAUUGAUAGUUGUCCUCCAAUAUAUGUUGUUGUUUUCU